This is a messenger RNA of Lasiodiplodia theobromae, 1644 nucleotides long. RefSeq lists its product as uncharacterized. Lineage: Eukaryota; Fungi; Ascomycota; Dothideomycetes; Botryosphaeriales; Botryosphaeriaceae. Bases 1 to 1644 code for a protein of 547 amino acids. The record is from RefSeq and is a predicted model, not a curated record. The transcript has 4 exons.
AUGGAUCCACACCUGGGCACCAUUGAAUACCACGAGCCUCAGCAAGAGCCGCUUUCGAGCUACUGGGGACCCACAGAGAAACCACUUGAUGCCGUCACACCGGAAGUCAGUGGAUGCUCCAACGUCCCUGGAGACCAGCUGCACGGAAUCCGCAAAGCAGCUUCGACACCCCUCCGCAAGAGCGAACGCGUACAGAAGCUUAGACAGCUGGCUGCAGCUAGACAGUUGCAAGAGCCCGUUUCAUCUAUACAGGCCGAGUCGACAGAAGAAUAUCUAGAGGUCUAUCCAGCGCAAGGUGUUCUCCAGAAACGAAAGCUGCACAAGACUCAGCCCCCUUCGCUCCAAUUCCCCGAGCAAGCACAAAAACGACCGCGAUCUGCUCCCGUCGACGCUGCCCGGGAGGAGACUGCGGACGAGAAUUACAAUAAUCCCAUCGACUACUGGCGAAAGCAUGAUUAUCGCUGGCCCAAGGAGCCAUUCGAUCCCGACGCCUCAAUGAAUACCAUGCUUGCUAGGAAGAAGUCAUCGUCCUCCUCCCUCCGCCGCCGGGCGCGGGGAGCCGACUCCGUCACCGACACGGCAUCAGAUUCCGUUCCGUACCAGAACCCGUUGUACACGCAACACCUUGCACAAUUUGGCGUCUUUAUGGAGGAGGAUGAGGCCGGAGUCGCCAAGACUAGUAAGGAGACGUACAUGCUCCUGCUUACGGCAGAGCAAACGGUACCCCAACAGUCCCUAUUUUGCGACCAUCUGUUCAAGUCUACAUGUCGCAAUAUUGAAACCAAAAACGAGGCAAGGGUUAUCCGGGACAUUGGUCUCCUAAUCGUUCCUUCAGCGGAGCACCUAGCGGCAGCCGGUGCUGAGGAUCUUGUUCGCUUGAUUGAGAGCACGAACGAGACUUGGAGCGGCUCGAUCAAAAUCUAUGGACCGGAACCAAAGCCUGACUAUUCUGUUGGCUUCAGGUGGAAUUGUUUUACUCAGAAACAGAUCAAGAGGCUCGAGCCCUUCAUCGGCGAUCUAGAAGACGAGUCACUCUUUAAGGCUACCUCCCUUAUGUACUUCCCGUUCUUAACAUGCGAGGUUAAGUGCGGCGCCGCGGCGCUCGAUGUAGCUGACCGCCAGAACGCGCAUAGCAUGGGAGUCGCGAUGCGAGGAGUAGUUGCGUUGUUCAGGCGUGUCAAACGCGAGGAGGACCUUCAGCGAGCCAUCCUUGGCUUCUCCAUCUCCCACGACCAUCGGAUGGUACGGAUCUACGGCCACUAUCCAGUCAUCGACGGCGAAGAGACAAUGUAUUACCGCCACCUUAUCCACGCCUUCGACUUCACGGGCUUGGACGGCAAGGAGAGAUGGACAAGCUACAAAUUUGUUAAGAGCGUUUACGAAAGGUGGAUGCCCAAGCACUUCAAGAAUAUCUGCUCCGCCAUCGAAGCCCUACCUCUCGGUGUCAUCCCUGCGGCACCACAACUGUCUGAAACGCAGCCCUCAGAGCAGACUGGAGUUACCCAGGACAUUACAGGUUUCGAGCCGGCGGCAUCUGUGGAGUCUACGGACGUCAUCACUCCGAAUACCUCCGUCUCUCAUAAAGGCAGCAAGCAAAGGCGAAAGCGAAAGCAUCAGAAUAGCGGUUCACUUGUAGAGCACUAG